AUGAGAAAUCGCACAGCAAUAACCACAUUCAUUCUCCUGGGAUUGACAGAUGACCCACAAUUUCAAAUUCUUAUUUUUGUAAUUCUACUUGUCACCUACAUGUUGAGUGUUCUUGGAAACCUGACCAUCGUCAUUCUCACCAUUGUGGAUGCCCACCUCAAAACUGCUAUGUACUAUUUUCUGCAAAACUUUUCCUUCUUAGAAAUCUCAUUCACAUCUGCUACUAUUCCUAGAUAUUUGUACAGUAUAGCAACAGGUGACAGAACCAUUACCUAUAACGCUUGUGCAUGUCAAUUAUUUUUUGGAUACCUAUUUGGAAUAGUAGAAUUUUUUCUUCUGGCUACUAUGUCUUAUGAUCGUUAUGUUGCCAUCUGCAAACCCCUUCAUUAUACAACUAUCAUGAAUAGCAAAGUUUGCAAAAGACUUAAUACUGGCUGCUGGAUAAUUACACUGUUGAUUAUUUUUCCACCACUUUCCUUGGGACUUGGAGUGGAAUUCUGUAAAUCUAAUGUCAUUGACCACUUUGCCUGUGAUGCUAAACCUAUUCUGAAGAUUUCAUGCUCUGAUACAGAGCUCUUAGAGGAGUUAGUUCUUCUCUUUUCCACAUUUAUCCUGCUAGUGACUCUCUCAUUUGUGGUUUGGUCCUAUGGAAGUAUUAUCAAAACAAUUCUUCGAUUUCCCUCUGCUCAACAAAAGAAAAAGGCAUUUUCUACCUGUUCUUCCCACAUGAUUGUUGUUUCCAUAACUUAUGGCAGCUGUAUCUUUGUCUAUAUCAAACCUUCUGCAAAAGAUGACAUGACCCCUAAUAAGGCAGUAUCAGUAUUAACUACUUCCAUCUCCCCCAUGUUAAACCCCUUUAUUUAUACUUUGAGGAACAAACAAGUAAAACAAGCCAUGAACGAUUUAAUAAAAAAGUUACUUGGCUCAGGAAAUUAG
Sorex araneus (European shrew) is the source of this 936-nucleotide messenger RNA. RefSeq names its product olfactory receptor 6C2-like. NCBI's taxonomy places the organism in Eukaryota, Metazoa, Chordata, Mammalia, Eulipotyphla, Soricidae. The coding region runs from base 1 to 936 and encodes 311 amino acids. The record is from RefSeq and is a predicted model, not a curated record. Gene Ontology annotation, biological process: G protein-coupled receptor signaling pathway. Gene Ontology annotation, cellular component: membrane. The transcript has a single exon. Gene Ontology annotation, molecular function: olfactory receptor activity; G protein-coupled receptor activity.